UCACCUCACCCAGGCGGCUCUGAUGGGUGGUACCACCAUGGUCAUGGCGCUGGUCCUGCCUGAGCAGCACUGCUCCCUCCUGGACGCCUACGAGAACUGCCGAGCUCUGACCGACGCCAAUGCUGUCUUACAUGAAGUGCGUAGCGAGAUGGAGACCCUGGUGAGGGAGCACGGAGUGAACUCUUUCCAGAUGUUCAUGGCCUACAAAGAUACGAUGAUGCUCAGGGACUCGGAGCUCUACCAGACGCUGCAGACCUGUAAAGACAUCGGGGCCGUCGCUCGAGUCCACGCUGAGAACGGAGAGCUGGUGGCAGAGGGUGCUAAAGAGGCUCUGGAUUUAGGCAUCAGUGGACCGGAGGGUAUCGAAAUAAGUCGACCAGAAGAGCUGGAGUCUGAGGCUACUCACAGAGCCGUCACCAUCCCCAACAAGGAGCACGUCCCACUUUGUACUGAGCACAUACUUUCCCAGCAGGCCCAUGAGGUAGCCUGGCGUGUUGGGGUCGAGGCGGAGAGGAGGGACGACAACGUGGGCGGCAGCAUGAACCCAGUCCUGACGGUAAUACUGCUUCCCGUUCAGCACGGCGUGAGCCACCGUGGUCUCUGCGUGGACCACCUUACCUGCAGGGACAAACAAAAAACAUCGGUUACAAGAAGACAAUCUGCUUCACGUCGUUGCCACUGUCAGAAUCUGUCAGAGUUUAAACCCCUAAAUCGAGCACCAGAACUCCCCUUUUUGUCAAUAUCAAGCUUCAAAUCUAACUUUCAAACACAUAUUUCAUACCCUUGAUAAUGUGAUAUUAUUGUCAUUUAAACAUACCAAAAGGAAAUAAAACAUGGAAUGUCAAAGGAAGAGGUUUGUUUUUUUGUUUUGUAAGUUGCAGCCAGAAAGAGAUAAUAUUGGAUUCACAUUAGUGAAAAUCAGAAGCCCCACAAACAAACACAUUCACUCACUCGUGGGGGGUGAACAGUGAAACGUAUAUUAAUAAGUGUGAGGUCUGUUAAAAACUGGCAGUUCAUAAAGUUCAGUAACACGUCAAUGAAUCAUCACAACUAAAUAUCUCUCAAAGAAAUCCAUCCCGUAAGCCUUGGCCAGCUGUGAGACAGACAACAGUGAAGCAUUGACUUAAGAAAACAACAACAACAACAACUGAAUGUCAUCCCCUUCCACACAUGUGCAGUGGGAUCUGCGGGCUGUCGGCUUUAUGAUGAUUAUAACAAACGAUUAUACGCUUUUUGA
Messenger RNA from Gasterosteus aculeatus aculeatus (three-spined stickleback), 1237 nucleotides. The record is from RefSeq and is a predicted model, not a curated record. NCBI's taxonomy places the organism in Eukaryota, Metazoa, Chordata, Actinopteri, Perciformes, Gasterosteidae.